Messenger RNA from Ziziphus jujuba (common jujube), 2302 nucleotides. Its product is annotated as DEAD-box ATP-dependent RNA helicase 51. Bases 257 to 2065 code for a protein of 602 amino acids. Gene Ontology annotation, molecular function: ATP binding; nucleic acid binding; RNA helicase activity. Gene Ontology annotation, biological process: maturation of LSU-rRNA from tricistronic rRNA transcript (SSU-rRNA, 5.8S rRNA, LSU-rRNA). Gene Ontology annotation, cellular component: nucleolus. NCBI's taxonomy places the organism in Eukaryota, Viridiplantae, Streptophyta, Magnoliopsida, Rosales, Rhamnaceae. The transcript is spliced from 12 exons. The record is from RefSeq and is a predicted model, not a curated record.
UAAAAACUGAAAAAAAAAGAAAAAAAAAAGAGAAAAAUACUGUUGAACCCUUCCUUCGUCUUUCCCGUCUACCUUCCUUCGUAAAAACCCUAAGUGCAGAGUACUUGGAUACUAAACCUUCGCCCGAGUGUUUAUUAAAAAAAAAAAAAAAAAAAAAAACAAAACAAAACCUUACGCCCGAGUUUUGCCACAAAGCUCUCGGUCUCUUACGCCCGAGUUUUGCUCCCCCCAAAAGCUUUCGGUCUCUUCUGCCGCCAUGGCCGAAACGCAGAGCACCUCGCAUAACACUUCGUCCGAGGCCAAGAAGAGGAAGCGAAAGAGAAGCCGGAAGCAAUCUUCAUCAACCAUUAUGGAACAGCAAGAACCUUUGGAAGCCCAGGAAGUAGAGGAAGAUGGAGAAGCUGUGAAGAAGAGUGAGAAGGAGAAGAAGAAGAUGAAGAAGAAGAAUAAGCUGAAAACAGAGAAAAUGGAGCCUGAAAAGUCUACUGAGAUGGAAGAAGAAGACGAAGAUGAUGAAGGAGAAGAAAACAAAGAUGAGGAAGAGAAGAAGAAUAAGGUGAAGAGUAAAGGAGGGUUUGGGAUUAUGAGUAUGGAAUCUUUUGAUUCAUUGGGGUUAUCUGAGCCCACUUUCAAGGCCAUUAAAGAUAUGGGUUUUGAGCAUAUGACUCAGAUUCAAGCCAGAUCAAUUCCGCCACUUUUGCUUGGAAAAGAUGUUCUUGGAGCUGCUAGGACCGGUUCUGGAAAAACUCUUGCUUUUCUAAUACCAGCUGUGGAGUUGUUGUACCACACACACUUUGCCCCUCGCAAUGGAGCUGGAGUUGUGGUUAUUUGCCCAACAAGGGAACUUGCAAUACAGACUCAUGCUGUUGCAAAAGACCUUCUCAAGUAUCACUCACAGACUCUAGGCUUGGUUAUUGGUGGUGCUGCUAGAAGAGGAGAAGCAGAACGUAUCGUAAAAGGAGUAAAUCUAUUGGUGGCAACGCCUGGUCGCCUUCUUGAUCAUCUUCAAAAUACCAAGGGAUUUGUAUUCAAAAAUCUAAAAUGUCUCAUGAUUGAUGAAGCUGACAGAAUAUUGGAAGCAAAUUUUGAAGAAGAGAUGAAACAAAUUAUCCGGCUUCUACCGAAGGAUAGGCAAACAGCUUUAUUUUCAGCAACCCAAACUAAGAAGGUUGAAGAUCUUGCUCGCUUGUCGUUUCAAACAACUCCUGUCUAUAUCGAUGUGGAUGAUGGUAGAACUAAGGUUACCAAUGAAGGGCUGGAACAAGGAUAUUGUGUUGUGCCUUGUUCCAAGAGAUUUAUUCUUCUAUAUUCUUUCCUCAAGAGAAAUCUGUCUAAGAAAGUCAUGGUCUUCUUCUCAUCAUGUAACUCAGUCAAAUUCCACAGUGAACUUUUGAGAUACAUCAAUGUACCUUGCUUCGAUAUCCAUGGAAAGCAAAAGCAGCAGAAGAGGACAACUACGUUUUUUGACUUCUGCAAAGCAGACAAAGGGAUUUUGCUCUGUACUGAUGUAGCAGCUCGAGGACUUGAUAUCCCUGCUGUGGACUGGAUUGUUCAGUAUGAUCCUCCUGAUGAACCAAAGGAAUAUAUUCACAGGGUAGGUCGAACAGCUCGUGGGGAAGGUGCGAAAGGAAAUGCACUACUUUUCCUCAUUCCUGAAGAGUUGCAAUUUCUUCGCUAUCUGAAGGCAGCAAAAGUUCCUGUUAAAGAGUACGAAUUUAGCAAUAAGAAGCUUGCAAAUGUGCAGUCUCAUCUGGAGAAAUUGGUCUCUGGUAACUACUAUUUGAACAAGUCAGCAAAAGAUGCAUAUAGAUCCUAUGUAUUAGCAUAUAAUUCACACUCUAUGAAGGACAUCUUUAAUGUUCACCAUCUGGAUAUGCAGGCGGUUGCAGCAUCAUUUUGCUUCUCUAACCCACCAAAGGUGAAUUUGAACAUAGACAGCAAUGCAUCAAAGUUUAGGAUGAAAAGGCGUAAAGUUGAGGGAAGCCGGCAUGGAUUCAGUGAGAACAAUCCUUAUGGAAAGCUGAAAGGUGGUGGAGAUGACAAAACCCAAUUUGUAAGGUAUUAGCAGAAACAGAUUUAUGGCUCUGCACAAAUUUUGUUAGGAUAGAUGGAAACGGGGGCCGGUCGGGUUAAGUUUUUUUCCCGUGAAGAAAAUACCAUUUUGUUUUGAGGGCGUUUUUGCACAAUUUCUAUUUUUCUUGCUUGUUGAGAUGUGAAAUCAGUGACUAAAUAUUUGUAUUAAGUUUUUAGCAAAUUUAUUUUCAAUUUGAUAACAAGUCUAUUUAAUCUUUUAUUUCUCUGA